GGGUCACGGGGGGUGGGCAGGGGGGCGAACGUGACGUCAUCGCGCACUCCUCUCGACCGGAAGUUGGUGACGUGACGUCACGGCGGCGUGAGGGAACACGGCCGGGCGAGGACGGAAGUGACGUCGCCACCGGAAGGAGGUGAAAUCAGCGCCUGCCCAACAGCCUCGCACGUGGUGGUGGUGGUGGUGCUGUUGGUGGUGGUGGUGGUAGCCUUGGUGGUGCUGGUGGUGCUGUGUGUUGGUGUUGCUGGUGGUGUUGUUGCUGGUGGUGGUGGCGGCGCUGUUGCUUUCCCCACGCGGGCCGAGCGCCAUGGUGGUCACGCGCGCGCAGUCGCGUGGAGGAGAUGGAGCAGCAGGAGGUGGAGCAGCAGCAGCAGCAGCAGCAGGAGGAGUUGAAGUCGUGGCGGCGGAGACGCCGUCUCGCCACCAGUUGUCCCCCCGUGCCGACCGAGCUGCUUUGGAAGCGGUGGAGGUGAGGGAGGUGAGCAGGGAGGUAAGCAGGGUGGUGAGCAGGGAGGUGAGCAAGGUGGUGAACAGGGUGGUGAGCAGGGUGGUGAACAGGGUGGUGAGCAGGGUGGUGAACAGGGGGGUGAACAGGGGGGUGAACAGGCGGGUGAGCAGCAAGACGGCGGCAAAGCUCAAAGCCAAGAAACUCCCGGCGAGGACGAAGCCGUCGGAGCCCCUCGGAGCCCGCGACGAUGAUGACGACGACGGUGAUGACGGUGAUGAUGAUGAUGGUGAUGAUGAUGGUGAUGAUGAUGAUGACGAUGAUGGCGACGAUGGUGAGGAGGUGGAGGAGGUGCAGAUGAAGACAUCGCGGCCGAAGGUCGGGACGUGGAAGGUCAAGAGUUUUAAGGUCAAGGGUGACGAUGACGACGACGAUGGUGAUGACGAUGAUGAUGAUGGUGACGAUGGUGACGACGGUGAGGGGGUGGAGGAGGUGCAAAGGAAGACAUCGCAGCCGAAGGUUGUGACGCGGAAGGUCAAGAGUUUGAAGGUCAAGGGUGACGACGGUGACGAUGAUGGUGAUGACGACGAUGAUGAUGACGGUGACGAUGAUGAUGGUGAUGAUGGUGAUGAUGGUGACGAUGGUGAUGACGGUGAGGGGGUGGAGGAGGUGCAGAGGAAGACAUCGCGGCCGAAGGUUGGGACGUGGAAGAAGGCCAAGGGCUUGAAGGUCAAGGGUGACGAUGAUGACGACGAUGACGUUGACAACGAUGACAGUGAUGACGACGACGAUGAUGAUGGUGGUGAGGGGGUGGAGGAGGUGCAGAGGAAGACAUCGCGGAAGCAGGUCAAGGGCUUGAAGGUCAAGGGUGACGAUGAUGACGAUGACGACGUUGACGACGAUGACGAUUAUGACGACGUCGAUGAUAACGACGAUGACGACGAUGACGACAUGGACCUCACCUCAUCGGAGGCCGCAGUUGCCACCGCCCCCGCCGCCGGCGCCCCCGACGGCCGCCAGGAGGAGCUUGUCGACACGGAGCCGGCGGCGUUCAUCAUCGACCGCACGCCCGGCCACGGCGGCGGCGGCCAUGGCGGUGACGUCACCGAGGAGGAGGGGGUGGGGGGGCAGAGGGGGGUGGAGGAGGAGGUGAGGAGGCUGCUGAGGGAGAGGGCGGCCUUCUUGAGCACGGGGAUGAAGAAAAAGAAGAAGAAGAUCAAGGAGCAGAGUCUGGACCCUGGCGUGGAGCUCUUGAAGUACGGAGGAUCCUACCUGGGGGCAGCCUCCAGCCAACACAGAGUGGGCCCGGCACUCACAGACUCGUUGCUGUCUCACAGCAUCUUGGCCGUCGGAGUGGAGAAGCAUCCGUCGCUGCCGAUGGCGGCCGGGGAGCGGCAAGCGAAGAAGAAGCGGAGGUGGAAAAAACACCACCGCUUGUAA
Messenger RNA from Lethenteron reissneri (Far Eastern brook lamprey), 1888 nucleotides. Its product is annotated as sarcoplasmic reticulum histidine-rich calcium-binding protein-like. The record is from RefSeq and is a predicted model, not a curated record. NCBI's taxonomy places the organism in Eukaryota, Metazoa, Chordata, Hyperoartia, Petromyzontiformes, Petromyzontidae.